Messenger RNA from Hypanus sabinus (Atlantic stingray), 1573 nucleotides. RefSeq names its product growth arrest-specific 8 (gene drc4). The transcript has 11 exons. Bases 129 to 1571 code for a protein of 480 amino acids. Gene Ontology annotation, cellular component: microtubule; Golgi apparatus; motile cilium. NCBI's taxonomy places the organism in Eukaryota, Metazoa, Chordata, Chondrichthyes, Myliobatiformes, Dasyatidae. Gene Ontology annotation, biological process: flagellated sperm motility. The record is from RefSeq and is a predicted model, not a curated record. Gene Ontology annotation, molecular function: microtubule binding; small GTPase binding.
CACUGCCCCGCAAAGGUAUGGCGGACGUAGUCUCGCGGUGUUUAGUGCGCCGGGCUCUCGCGAUGUCUCCAUGGCGCUGUUGGUAAACAGAAGGCUCGGAGGAACCCGGAGUGAGCGCCGCCGGCAGCAUGGCACCAAAGAAGAAAAAGGGGAAAGCUGGCAAGAAAGCAAAAACAGCAGCUGUGAUCGAUGGCAUUUCCACAGAGGAUAUGUCUAAGGAGCAGUUGGAAGAACAUAUUGUUCGGCUACGUGAAGAACUUGACAGGGAACGAGAAGAACGGAAUUACUUUCAGCUUGAACGUGAUAAAAUCCAUACAUUUUGGGAGAUCACAAAACGGCAGCUGGAGGAGAAGAAGUCAGAAUUAAGAAACAAAGACCGAGAAAUGGAGGAUGCAGAGGAACGGCAUCAGGUGGAAAUUAAGGUCUACAAGCAAAAAGUCAAACAUCUGUUAUAUGAACACCAGAAUAAUCUUGCUGAGGUGAAGAUAGAAAAUACAGUGGCCCUGAAACUGGAUCAAAAGGAGCAUCAUGAUCAGGAACGUCAUUUAGUAAAUGAUAUGAGAAAUCUAAAGCUAGAACUGAGGGAACAGGAACUCUCUAAUGAAAACAUGGUGAAAACCUUGAAGCUGAAAAAUGAUGAAGAAAUUACAAGAUUGUGGAGUGACUUUGAGAAACAAAUAGAAGAUAUCGAAGCCAAGUAUCAGAAGAAGAUGGACAUGCUGCGUGAAGAGAUGGAAUUGAAAAGAAAAACAGAAAUUCAUGAAAUUGAAGAGAGAAAGAAUAGUCAGAUCAAUGCAUUGAUGAAAAAUCAUGAAAAAGCUUUCAGUGAUAUUAAAAAUUACUACAAUGACAUCACUCUUAACAACUUGGCACUCAUUAAUUCAUUGAAGGAACAAGUAGAAGAAAUGAAAGCAAAAGAAGAACGAAUGGGGAAUGAAAUGGCAGACCUUCGCAUUCAGAACAAACAUCUGACAGAGCCACUUCAGAAGGCACGGGAAGAGGUGGCAAGACUUACUAAACUUUUGGCUAAUUAUGAGAAGGAUAAAGGUUUCCUUACACUAGCUAGAGCAAAGCUUAAAAUGAUGGAUAAAGAAAUGAAGCAAUUCAGGUGGGAAUAUGAAGUACUGGAGCAGCGUUUUUGCAAGGUUCAAGAAGAGCGAGAUCAGCUGUACAAGAAGUUUGAAAAAGCCAUUCAGGAGGUUCAGCAGAAGACGGGUUUGAAGAAUAUUAUUCUUGAACAAAAACUUAAUGCGCUGUCAGACUGCUUGGAGAAAAAGGAAGCACAACUGAACGAGGUGCUUGCUGCUUCCAACCUUGACCCAACUGCACUCACUAUGAUCACUCGCAAACUGGAGGAUGUUCUGGACUCUAAGAACAAUGUAAUCAAAGACUUACAGUAUGAAUUGGCUCGUGUUUGUAAGGCUCACAAUGACUUGCUGCGAACAUAUGAGUCAAAACUUACUGCAUUCGGAAUUCCACUAGAGGAGCUUGGAUUCAAACCCCUGGAAACUGCCUUGUGUGGCCAGACUAUUGGUCAGGGUCCAGCUGGGCUGGUCGCUUCUGGGUCAUAAAC